UGUCGAGAGUAGUCUCCCUUCCGCUGUCGUCACUGGGCGCACCGCCGUGUCGUGCUCAGUGUUUACCUCGCUCAUCUUCUCUGUUAUCACUCGCUGUGCUCUGUAUUAUCACUCACUGUGUUUUCAUUGAUCACUCGGCGUUCACCUCGCUGAACUUCUCUGUUAUCAUCGCGUGCUGUCCGCUAAGUUGGAAGACGAACCUGUGUGUACUCGUGAUGAUGAGAGCAAGGGUCAGGUGUACUAGUCAUCACUUUCUUAUUUUGUGAAAAUUUGGCGAUGUAUGAGACACAGCUACUGUACAGUCAGGGAUGUCUUGUUUACAUCAGUCAGGAAAAUCAUUUUAUUUCUUUGAGAGUCUUUAGGUUGAACUAUACGAAACAACUGAGCUGCAUAGCAGAGACCAAGGGCUUAUUACACACUUCAGAACACAAAUGGAUGCUGAAUUCCUGUGCAAACUCUGUCGAUUGUUUGACAGGCGAUGUUGUCAUAUGUCUGUUAGCUUCUCACUUAGAUGACAAGGGAAGUUUCAGACUAUUGAAUGUCAGACUAGACGGCUGCGGUGUGAUGGACAACAGGCGACUUGCAUUACAUAAACCCACAGUUGGACGCUUGGAGAUAUCAUCCUGGGCAGAAUUCAGCAGUGUUCCGGGAGAUCUUGAUGUGCAUGAACACAAAAUAAUUCUUGUUAAUGGACCUUGUGUGCUUUUUCUCAAAAGUAAUCGAUUGACAGUUGUCUCGCGAAGAUUAAAUGAAAGUAAAAUUACAAAACAAGUGCAGACAAUUUUUGACGAAGACAGAAUGAAGACCAGCAACAGAUUGACAUCUACAAUCUUAUGCGUGAAAUCCAAUGAGGAUUGGAUUGUCAUAAUUCUUUUAAUCCAAAGAAAAUGUGGACAGUCCAGGAAUAUGGAUUCAAGGGCCAAUGACACAGUACAGGCAAUAGCUCUUGAAAGGCGGGGUAAUGAUGAAAACUUUUUGGUGAAGACUCUCCCAAACAAGGCUUUCUUCCCGGAAGAAUAUGCAGCCAAGAUAUCUGCAGCCUUAAUAAAAUCCUGCCAGAAGAGUUGUGAAAAGGAUACAGUCAAUGAAGUUCAUUAUAAAACUGACUGUGUGAUAGGUUUGAUUGAUGGCUAUGUCCUACUUUUUCACCAUGGAAACAUGCAAGCAUGCAUCAUGUUGCAGUCCACAGGCCAAGACUGUUACUAUGGGUUGCAGCAUUUUUCGGUAGAGCGAAUUUGGAACAUGGAAAGUGCAAGUGUUCUUAUCUGCCACACAAGCAGAAAGGAAUGCUUUGCUGUCAGCAGUAUAAACCACAAGGUAAACCAAACCUGGUCAAAAGUCAAAGAAGUCCUCAUAGGAGAUUUCUUGCAGCAUGGAGGGCAACAGCUCUUAUUGUUGUUUGAUAGCUGGUCUUUACAGCAGCCAGACACAGAAUUUCUCCUAACAGACCUGCAAGGCUUUGUGCUGGACAAGCGGCACCAUUCUUUGACAGUUUCAAAGAAAAGCACAAGUUCCAUUCAGCAAAAGUGCGCCUUCUCGGCCCUCAUAGAACAAAAUAAAACUAUUGUGAGGCUUACUGCUGAAGAGGAACAGAGACUUGUUACAAAAGAGAUCUUCCUGCAAGAGUUUUGGAAACAUCUCCAGACUCUCAGUCUCUGUCAGAAAAAGGCUUCACCAGAAUUACCUCAUCCAGAGGUCCCUUUGAUCCCACUGGUUGGAAAGAAACAUAUUUAUGGGAGACAUCCUUCUGGGCUGCACAAUCUACAGGAAGAUAUUGAGGUGACCUCUGUGUGGCACAGGGUCAUUGAUAGUGCGUGUAUUGUUGGUGUCGCCAUAGUCAACAGAUCUGAACGAAUGCUUUGGGGUUUGCACCUAACCCUCCACACUUCAUCAUCAGUGCAUCAGUUCCAAACUGCACUGUCAUCUACUUCCAAGACGUGGCACUUUUGUGAUAGAGAGUUGUCAUCCUCUGUCAAGACCUGCUUUGACUCUGGCAAGAGUCAGCAUCUGGAACCCAGGCUGCUGAUACAGCAGGUAAACAGCCUACUGCCAGGACAGGCUGCCACCAUUACCUGCACGUUUCUAAUGCCACCUCUUGGUCUGUCUGGUGACAUGGAGUGUCUGCUGUAUCUGCAUGCUUACUCUCCACAGUCUAAUGGCACUACGCUUUACAGCCAUAGUCCAUCAGAACAAGCAAAUCCCAAGGAGGAAUGUUGGGAUGCCAUAGAGCUGCAGCCCUCUGUAUCAUCAAACCUUUGUCAGCCUUUUUGGGGUAAAACCAGCAAGUUGGAAUCUGGGCUUCAGGAGGAAAGGAAGAUGGUGUGUUGUGGUACUCUGACCCUGAAGGCACAGGAUGAAAUGAUGAAACCCAUGAAUUUAUUGCAGCCCACGCAGGGACCAGCGUUUAGAAAUGGUGACUUCCUUGCCAUGGCAGCAACUCAAAGUAGCUGGAGCAUUUUGGUGACCUUUCACCUACAUGACCCCAGCAUCAUCAACAGCUGUAUUGAAAGAGCUGGGCUGGAAUACCAAGAACAGGCGGGCCAUUACAUCUUUCUCCAAGCAUCUGCAUCUUUUCUUCACUUGACUCGUAUAGCAGUCACAGACAUUGCAUGGUACCCCAAGAAACAAGCAUCACUGCUUGUCUUUGCAAAGGAUUCCAACCAGAUGCUCAUGCUGCUACAACAUCUCAUCAGCCACCUUCCUGAUGAUGCUGUCUUCAGUUCCCAAGGAUCUCAAAACCAAAGAUCUCAUUUUGAAUGUUUGAUCAGGACUAUGUCUGCUGAGUUAAGUCUACUCAAGAAGCACUUGCAAUCUUUGUUGCCAUCCCACCAGCUGUCGUCAAAAGCACCACAAGAGAAAGACAACUGUGCUGCAAAGCCAGGUGCUUUUUCCUCAGAAUCAGAGACAUUUACUCAAGUGCAAAAGCACUAUUGGCAAAAGCAGGAAUACCUACUCAAGGAGUCUGCUGUUCAAAGUUUCUUCAGCAUUGCAGAAGAAUGUCAAAGAGAGACAGACAAAUCAAUGGCUAAAUUAUGUUCUAAAUCUUGAGCAUUCAGCUCAGACCCUGACCUAACUGAACUGUCCUGGAGAAGACUGGAAGAAAGUGACCAUCAGUGGCGUAGGAAGAUGCUCAGCUUUAGCAGGGUGCGAACUCCAUGCUAAUGAUGAUGAUGAUGAUGAUGUAGUUUUAUAGCGCGCUAGUAUCCGCAUCACAAAGAUGCGCUCAAUGCACGG
Pomacea canaliculata is the source of this 3234-nucleotide messenger RNA. RefSeq lists its product as uncharacterized. The record is from RefSeq and is a predicted model, not a curated record. Gene Ontology annotation, biological process: interstrand cross-link repair; positive regulation of double-strand break repair via homologous recombination; negative regulation of double-strand break repair via homologous recombination. The transcript is spliced from 7 exons. Lineage: Eukaryota; Metazoa; Mollusca; Gastropoda; Architaenioglossa; Ampullariidae. The coding region runs from base 277 to 3048 and encodes 923 amino acids. Gene Ontology annotation, cellular component: Fanconi anaemia nuclear complex.